AUGGUGGUUCAGUGGGUUGUGCUGUUGAUUCACAGCAAGAAGGUUGCUGGUUUGAGCCCCAGCUCGCUGCUGUCAGUCAGUGUGUGCCCGGCAGCAGCUGCCAGCACGGGUGGAAAUGUCACCUGCCCCUUUUGUCCUCAAGAGAUGGUCAGUCUGAGAGGAAAAACAGACAGGUCAGAAUUGAAGUAUCUGUGCAAACACCUCACUCAAUGUGGCAUUUAUACCAAGCACAAUCCCUCUAAGCUGGCAGAUUUGCCUGGUAGCAAUGUGCCGAGACUCUUGGGGGCGUCCCGUAGACCGCCUCAGAGGCUCUGGAGUGCCAUCUACGGUGUGCCGAAAUACUAUUGGCAACAGCAUGUGCUUGAGAGGGAGAACAAGGCUAAACCGCACAUCAGCUGUGGUCUGGAGUUUCUCCUGGUGUUGUGUGGUUUAGAGUUGACCCAGGCCUGUCCGCGUCACUGUAUCUGCUACGACUCUCCCAGCACCGUCAGCUGCCAGGCUCACAACUUUCAGGUGGUUCCUGAGGGAAUCCCGGCCCAGAGUGAGCGCGUGUUUCUGCAGAACAACAAGAUCCAGCGGCUGCUGCAGGGCCACUUCAGCCCGACCACCGUCAUGCUCUGGCUCUACUCCAACAACAUCUCCUACAUCCAGCCUUCCACCUUCAUGGGCUUCACCCGCCUGGAGGAGCUGGAUCUGGGGGACAACAAACACCUGCGCUCUUUGGCUUCAGACACUUUCCAGGGCCUGACGCGACUGCAUGCUCUGCACCUCUACCACUGUGGCCUGAUCACUCUACCUGCUGGCUUGUUUGAGGGACUGCACAACCUGCAGUACCUCUACUUACAGAGCAACCAGCUGGAAUUUCUCGAGGAUGACAUGUUCAUUGAUCUGCUGAAUCUGAGCCAUCUAUUUCUGCACGGAAAUCGGCUGUGGAGCCUCCACCAGAACACUUUCCGUGGCUUAGGAGCCCUGGAUCGCUUGCUUCUCCAUCAAAACCGGCUCCAGUGGGUCCACAAGCAGGCUUUCCACGACCUGCGGCGCCUGACCACGCUCUACCUGUUCAACAACUCGCUGCCGGAGCUGCCGGCGGAGAGUCUGUCGCAACUACCCGCGCUCGAGUACCUGCGCCUCAACGACAACCCAUGGGAGUGCGACUGCAAGGCUGUGCCGCUCUGGGAUUGGCUGCGGCGCUUCCGUGGCUCCACCUCCUCAUUAAUAUGCACAGCUCCACCCGAGCUGGUAGGGAAGGAUCUAAAACAGCUUUCAAAAGAACAGCUGCCAUCGUGUACAGGAUCAGAGUCGCUCCACCAGAGCAAAUCCAGCAGUCAGGGGGAUGUAGGGGUUUCGCUGAAGAAAGAUCAUCACCAUCGAUCACACAACCGCCAUCAUCAUCAUCCUCAUCUGCCGCAUCAGGAUCAAUACUACCCAACAUCCCCAUCACUGAUCCCUCGACCGCCCAAGUCGGGACGCAACAGAAACUGCACGAGGCAUCGUGGUCGCAAAGGUAACGGUCAAAACGAGGUGUAUAACCUGAAGGACUUGGGCAACAAGGAAUCAGACGACAAAUACGACCCGACAAAACCAAGACGAAAGAACAAGUGCAUCCCACGGACUUCAGUAGGGCCCCCUAGUGGCGUGCAGAGGGCAAACAGCAGGGCCACAUCCCUCUUGGCUCCUGGUUUCAUCAGCCCUCUUUGCUUAUUGGUGUGUCUCACUGCCCUGAUUUUCCGCUGAUCCUGUAGAAGAGCCUCUACAAAUGGUUUUUAUGGAAGAAAAAAAAAACUAAACUCAGCCCUCUGUCUACUCUGGCUCCUACACUUCAGUGUGUGAAUGUUUGUGUGUGUGCGUGUGUGUGUGCAUAUUUCGACGAGCCCCUUUUGAGGGACAGAGGACUUGCAGGUCUGGAGAUACGAAGAAAAUUGGGUUUUGUGAGCGAGAGAUCCUUGAUUAGCACUGUUUUCUGUUGCUCCAGGGCACGUUGAAUAACAAAAUAAACCCAUUAGCAUUUGCUACAUGUAACAAAAUUAUUAGCAACCCAUCGUGGUCAAGCUUGCCACCAUGAAAAGACCUCUGUUCUGAUCUUCAGCCUGAACUCUGGCUGC
Messenger RNA from Danio aesculapii, 2102 nucleotides. It is a transcript of the gene rtn4rl1a, whose product is annotated as reticulon-4 receptor-like 1. The record is from RefSeq and is a predicted model, not a curated record. Gene Ontology annotation, cellular component: plasma membrane. The coding region runs from base 1 to 1734 and encodes 577 amino acids. The transcript has 5 exons. NCBI's taxonomy places the organism in Eukaryota, Metazoa, Chordata, Actinopteri, Cypriniformes, Danionidae. Gene Ontology annotation, molecular function: protein binding.